Knipowitschia caucasica is the source of this 1425-nucleotide messenger RNA. NCBI's taxonomy places the organism in Eukaryota, Metazoa, Chordata, Actinopteri, Gobiiformes, Gobiidae. The record is from the annotation of a GenBank genome assembly.
AUGUCCUAUCCUCAGGCUUAUCUAUACCAGCCUCCGGGCUCGCUGGCGCUGUAUUCGUGUCCGUCUUAUGGGCCCUCGUCUUUGGCUGCUCCGCGGAAUGAAGAACUGGCGCGCUCGUCCUCUGGCUCCGCGUUCAGCCCGUACCCAGGAUCGGCUGCUUUCACCGCGUCUGCAGGCACGGGCUUCUCCAGUCCACUAACGUAUUCUACGGACCCCACCGCUGGAUUCCCGUCGUAUGUGAGCUCACCCUAUGACCCUCACAGCACGGGCAUGGCUGGGGCGCUCAGCUACCACCCGUACGGCAGUCCCGGAUACCCGUACCAGCUCAACGACCCGGCGUACCGCAAGAACGCCACGAGAGACGCCACGGCCACACUGAAGGCCUGGCUGCAGGAGCACCGGAAGAACCCGUACCCCACUAAAGGAGAGAAGAUCAUGCUGGCCAUCAUCACCAAAAUGACCCUGACCCAAGUGUCCACGUGGUUCGCCAACGCCAGGAGGAGACUCAAGAAGGAGAACAAGAUGACGUGGGCCCCGAGGAACAAGAGCGAAGACGAAGAUGAAGACGACGGCGAUGGGGAAAGGAAGGAAAUAGAGAGGUCCGAGAAAACUCUGGAUAACAGCGAGGCUUCAGCCGAGGAUGAAGGCAUUAGUUUGCACGUGGACACUCUAACAGACCACUCGUGCUCAGCGGAGUCUGACGUGGAGAAGGUGACGUGUCGUGCGGGGGAGCGCACAGGGGAUGAGGACGUAGACGACGCGAUGGAACGCCACCUCGACGCACGGGGCCAUAUUACCCCAAAGCCCAUCACGUCGUCACCGCUCACCGGGGUAGAAGCCCCCAUUCUCAGCCCGCACCACCCCCUCCAUCACCUCCACCACCACCUGCAGCGCGAGGACUUAGCGCGCAGCCUCAUGGGAAACAAAGUUCUUGAGGCCAGAGCCCCGUCUCAGAACCCGUCGGUCAAGCCUAAGCUGUGGUCACUUGCAGAGAUCGCUACCUCGGACCAAAAACAGCCGCAGCAAGCGAACUGCCCCUCCUCCAGUGGGGGCCUCCUCACAGCCCCCUCCUCUGCCAGCCCACCCUCGCUCUACCCGCCCCCCUCCAUCAUUGGAAGACCUAUUUAUUACACGUCUCCCUUUUAUAGCAAUUAUACAAACUAUGGAAACUUCAGUCCGCUGCAAGGCCAGGGCAUAUUGCGCUACACCAACUCCUCUGGAGUCAGUCUAGCCGCAGCUGCCGCGGCGGCGGCUGCUGCUGCCUCUUCCUCCUCUUCACCACAGCAUCAUCACAAUCAGCACGAGGGCAAACUCAGGCCCGACUCCCCUGUUGCGAAAAAUAACAAUACAGUUGAACAGCAGUCCCAUUUCAGAUCCACACAUUUAGAAGCAAAGAAAGUUCGUAUCCAGUGCCACCAGUUCUGA